UAAUUGCAAUGCAAUAUACAUCCGCCUAAACAACCUAUAAAUUGACAAUAGCUUUUUUCCUUGAUGUAAAUUAACUAUGUACUAAUGUCAUCACAAAAUUUCCAAGUUUUCUUCUCUACAGCACGUACAAGUCGAGGAAGGUCCCUUAAUAAUCAUAGACCAUUAAAUUUAUUGUUGACAAAGUGAGCAAACUUACAUGAUUGUUGCUGCUAUAAAAGAAAUAAUAACUUGUCAUUUAAUUCAAUGAGUUCAGUUUCCACUUCAUCCUCUGUCCCAACGUCUUGAAUGUUCUACAUAUUUCAGUGUUUACUGAAGGUUUACGUUUUUUGUCAAAAAAAAAAUUUUUUCGUCCCAGGUGAUGUGGCACUCACCAUCAGAGAAGAUAUUAAAACAAAAAAGUUUACGUCGACAACUAUUUAUUUGAAAAUAGUCAUUUUUCUUGAAAGUAGGUUCGUAAGCCACUCUUGCAUUUACUCAUCCGUCUUAUCCUUAAUGUCGACAUCGUGCUAAAGAAAUCAUCAUGCAAUGACCCAGGAAGUAAAUAUCACUUGAAAAAACGUGUUGAAAUACGAUCAUCAGAAUAUCGAAUUUUCAAAACUUUCGUAAUUUGAAUUAAUUGUUUCCUAGAUCUUGUUUUAAAGCAGUUCAAAUUUUUUAACUCAGGUCAUGUUCGAAAAAAAUAGUCAGAUUAUUCUAGGUCAACGUAAUAAUUUCUUUAUAAACCAUAACAAUGCGAAACAAUUUAAUAUUAAUUAGACUUGGUAUUCUCGUGAGGCUACUCAUCCGUAACUAUUGUAUUAUAAAUUGAACGCGAUGAAAGUAAGUCAAACAUACAAUGAAGGUCGUGUCGGAAAGACAUUAGCAAAAGUAUCGAAGGUAUAAACUUGAUUAUUAUUUUCUUUUCUUACUAAGAUGCUGUAAUUAGCGAAAAAGGCUGAUCAAAUUCUAAACAAGUCAAAAAACACACGUAUUUAUUAUUUAAGAUGUUUCUGCUUGUGGUAUCUUUUUUAUUUGCAAUAAUCGUAGUUGUUUCUAUAUACUUGCACCUUUCGGAAAGUCAUAUGAAAUACGUGAAAAUGCCGCCAUGUUUGUACAGAUACAUUUUUCUUGGAAACAUUCCUUAUCUACUCAAAAAGAAGACGCCAGUUCACACAUAUUUCGAGUUUUUAUCUAAAGAUAUUGGCAGCGUAUUUACAUUUUGGUUUGGCGAUUGCCCUGCUGUGAUAAUUAAUGAUUUCCAAAUGGCGAAGAAGUUGUUAUAUUCAAAAGAAUGCACAGGUAGACCACAGCGUUACACGGGAGAGAUGUACUCAAGAGGAUUCAAAGGAAUUAUAACGACUACUGCCUGCCCAGCCUUAAGAACCCGUCGAAACAUAGCCCACAAGUCUUUGAGAUUUUUGGAAAACACACAGAUCGAGGAACUACUAAAAAGCGAAGUUAAUUUCUUCAUAAAAUCGAUAACGUUGAGAAUGGGAAAUACUGACAAUUUGCAACUCGAUUUAUCUGACGAUGUAUCGCUGAUGUCCUGCAAUUUGAUUUGGAUGUUAUUGUUCAACGAGCGAUUCUCUCCGCAGAGUGAAGAGUUUGCAGAAGUGCAGCAGAUGCUAGAAUGGCUAAAUGAUGGUUUACUGCUUAGUAACUUACUCCAAGGUUUUCCGAUACUACGAAAGAUUCCUCUAGGAAAAUUCCUUUUUAUAAAUUCUUUUAAAACGUCACGUGACCGCCUUAUAAGAAGCCAAACCGAAUCACAUCGAGACAGAUUAGAUAAAAACUGUCCUAAAGACUUUACGGAUAUGUUAUUGAUGCACGACGAAUUAUCAGAGGAUAACGUUGAAAUAAUUUUAUCCGAUAUUUUAGUGGCAGGGUUUGAAACGGUUGCAAGUACACUUCAAUUUAUGAUUUUAUAUUUGAUCAAAAAUAAAAACAUUGCUCAGAAAUGUUACGAAGAAGUUGAUAAAAUCCUAGAAGGAGAUGACGAUUUAAAAUUAACAGACCUUGAUAACUUUCACUAUGUUAAAGCUGUUAUAUCAGAAACAAUGCGAAUUACUCCUGCAGCACCUUUAGGUGUUCCCCAUAUUACUGUAAAUGAUUUAUCUAUAAUGGAAUACGUCAUUCCGCGAAAUACUACUUUGUUUAUCAACAUAUACGCUAUUCAUCACGAUGGAAAUUUGCAUCAUCAGCCAGAGGUUUUUAACCCUGAGAGAUUUCUUGAUGAAAACAGAGAAUACAAAAGUAUAAAUGGAUUUCUACCAUUUUCAUUGGGAAGAAGACAAUGUCUUGGAAAAGAACUGGCUUUAAAAGAACUAGUUUAUUUCACUGUCAAUGUUUUGAGAAAAUUUUGGUUAGAAGCACCAGACGAUGGGCAACUACCAAUAGAGUAUAUUUCAAAAACAACACUAAAGCCCGACAAUUACGAGGUGAAACUCAGUAAGCGACAUGAUAAGAAUUGUAAUAUUACUCGACCAAAGCUACAUUGAUUGUAUAAACAACACACUGGAAGUAGCGUAUGCGAAAUCAAUCAGAGUUCGAAAUUGUAGCUUUUAUGCUCAAUCCUAUUAUGUUUAUAAACAUUUUACACGAUGUACAUAUAAUACUAUUUACAAUAUAACUUAAGGAAAACCAUUCAAUAAUUGUAUUGUAGUAUUUCAUUAUAUAAAUUAAAAUUAUUCUCGAUUUUUAUUUUGCUAUACAUGUAAAACAUGCUAUUAUAACUAUGAACACAUUAACCUGUUUACUCUAGCACAAAAAAACAUACGGUCAUACUUAUAAGAAAAACUAUUUUCAUUUAA
Hydractinia symbiolongicarpus is the source of this 2789-nucleotide messenger RNA. Its product is annotated as steroid 17-alpha-hydroxylase/17,20 lyase-like. The transcript is spliced from 3 exons. NCBI's taxonomy places the organism in Eukaryota, Metazoa, Cnidaria, Hydrozoa, Anthoathecata, Hydractiniidae. The record is from RefSeq and is a predicted model, not a curated record. The coding region runs from base 984 to 2477 and encodes 497 amino acids. Gene Ontology annotation, biological process: progesterone metabolic process; hormone biosynthetic process. Gene Ontology annotation, molecular function: heme binding; iron ion binding; steroid 17-alpha-monooxygenase activity.